AUGGGAAGUGAAGUAAAAGUGAACUUGGGCACAGCGUCGGACAGCUGUGUUUUCAGAGAUAUGGAAGAAAAGGUCAGUACUGAUGCUGGAACUGCAGGGGCGCUGGCUCCACAGCACGUCCGAGCGCAUUCCUCUCCGGCGUCCCUGCAGCUGGGAGCUGUGUCUCCUGGGACUCUGAGCCCCACGGGGGUAGUGUCUGGGCCAGCAGCUGCGCCCUCUGCUCAGCAUCUUCGGCAGUCUUCUUUCGAGAUACCUGACGAUGUACCUCUGCCAGCAGGCUGGGAAAUGGCGAAGACAUCAUCUGGUCAGAGAUACUUCUUAAAUCACAUCGACCAGACAACAACAUGGCAGGACCCCAGGAAGGCCAUGCUGUCACAGAUGAGCGUCACAGCCCCCACCAGCCCACCAGUGCAGCAGAGCAUGAUCAACACGGCUCCAGGUCCUCUUCCUGAUGGAUGGGAACAAGCCAUGACUCAGGAUGGAGAAAUUUACUAUAUAAACCAUAAGAACAAGACCACCUCUUGGCUAGACCCAAGACUUGACCCUCGUUUUGCCAUCAACCAGAGAAUCAGUCAGAGUGCUCCUGUGAAGCAGCCUCCACCGCUGGCCCCCCAGAGCCCACAGGGAGGCGUUCUGGGCGGCAGCCAUUCCAACCAGCAGCAGCAGAUGCGCCUGCAACAGCUGCAGAUGGAGAAAGAGCGGCUGCGGCUCAAGCAGCAAGAACUGCUUCGGCAGGCAAUGCGGAAUAUCAAUCCCAGCACAGCAAAUUCUCCAAAAUGUCAGGAACUAGCUCUCCGUAGCCAGUUACCAACGUUGGAGCAGGAUGGCGGGUCUCAAAACCCAGUCUCUUCUCCGGGGAUGUCUCAGGAACUGAGAACCGUGACGACCAACAGCUCAGAUCCCUUUCUGAACAGUGGCACCUACCACUCUCGGGAUGAGAGCACAGACAGUGGGCUCAGCAUGAGCAGCUACAGUGUCCCCCGGACUCCAGAUGACUUCCUGAACAGUGUUGAUGAAAUGGAUACAGGUGAUACUAUCAACCAAAGUACCCUACCCUCACAGCAGAACCGUUUCCCAGACUACCUUGAAGCCAUUCCUGGGACAAAUGUGGACCUUGGAACACUGGAAGGAGAUGGAAUGAACAUAGAGGGAGAGGAGUUGAUGCCAAGUCUGCAGGAAGCUCUGAGUUCUGACAUCCUGAAUGACAUGGAAUCCGUUUUGGCUGCCACCAAGCUAGAUAAAGAAAGCUUUCUUACAUGGUUAUAGAGCCCUCAGGUAGACGGAAUUCGAAAUCUGUGAAGGAUCUAAGGAGAUGAGACAUACAUACCUGAAAUUUCCAAAUAAGGCAGUUGCAAUCUUCUGGCUCAUACUGAAAAAGAUGAACAAUGUCCAGCAAGAUUCAUUCAUCUACUAUUUUGCUCUUCCUUACCCGUUGCUGCUGUUAAUAUAUUGCUGACCUCUCACAGUUGGCUCUAAAGAAUCCAACCCCCCCCCCCUUUUUUUUUGUUUCUUUUGCUAUUAUAACUACUGUUCGUUUGGGGGGCUGGGGAAAGUGAGCCUAUUUGGAUGAUGGGUGCCAAUCCUUUUUCCCAGUUAGAUGUUCAAUGAUCAUGUUAACUAAAUACUCAGACUGGGAAGUCAAAUGCUUCAUGUCACAACAUCUAGUUUGUUCAAGCAAUUGUUGCUUCAGCUGCCUUUGGUUAGUGGAAAAACAUGACUUACUGGUCUGACAAGCCAAAAAUGAUGUAUCUGAUAUUAUGGACUUAGUGCUGAUUUGAAGAGAUAGCUGAAACCAAGGCUGAAGACUGUUUUACUUUCAGUGUUUUUUUGUUUUUCUUUUUCCUCCUAGUGCUAUCAUUAGUCACUUAGUGACUUUGAUUUGAUUUUAGGAGCUCAUAAGGCAUGAAACAUUUUCCAUAGAAAUAUAUUAAUUAUUGCCAUGUACUCUAGUAUAGGUCUUGUGUUUUUGUUUUAUUAUUUUGUUUUGAUUGGUUGGUUUUGUCAGAACCUGGGCGAAUUACCUUAUUAGUGAAUCUGUUUAUAGUUGUAGCUUGGGAAGAUUAUUAUAGUUCUUUUUGGUGAAAUCUACAUUUUCUUAUUUUUUGUUUUUAUUUUGAUUUGGUUUUUUUUUUUACCAUUUUAUUUAAAUCUUGAUUAUCUGCUCUCUAUAUAACCACACACGCUUAUAAUGUUUAUGAUAGUGUGAUAGCAGAAUAUAUAUAUAUAUUUUUUAGGUUUUUCAACUUACUGUAAAACAAUAGCUUUGAAUGUAUGCAUUUAGAAUACAUGACUAGUAGUCUAUAUUUCACAGAUAGUUUAAAAUCUGGUUGGGGCAGCGUGCAGGUGUUUGAGGUAGUUAAGUGUUCCAGAGAAGGCUGUUAGUACGGAGAGUGGUUAGAGAAGCGUGCACCAUGCCCUCUGGGCAUCCGAGAAAUAGUGUCUGAUGAAUUUGAACAGAGCCAACAAAAAAUGCCUUUACUUGUUGUUACUCCCUAGGACUAAUUCUAAGUCUUGAUGGGAAAUGGCCGAGUGGGCUCUAAUAUGCCUGGCAGAUCUCGUCUCUCUAGUGGGUUACCUUCCUUUAGCUUUGGAAGUUGGCCUUCACUUAGCUUUGAAAGUGAAGUCUGGCGCUUUAGUCCUUAUUUGUAAUGAGCACGAUAAAGACUAGCUUGAAGUCUAUAACAUUGUUCUUUUCCUGCAAGACGGGCUCCUGCUUCUGUAUGCUGAGAAUUGACCCUGGACAUCACAUAGAAUACUGUAUGGUCACGAGUUAGCUGGAAGUGAUCAGAUUAAUAAAAUGUAUAUUGGUAGUUGAAGUUAGCUAAGAAAUAGAGAUAAUCUUGAUUAUACCUUUAUUUUUACAGGAAGAGAUAUAACUAGAGUAUGAGUCUACAGGAGUAAUAAUGGUUUCCAAAGAGUAUUUUUAAAGGAACAAAGUGAGCAUGAAUCAGCUCUUCAGUAUAAGCUAUAAGGUAAUAGUUGGUCGUGAAUUAUAGUGGCAUCAGCUAACACCUCUAUGAUUAAGGGUCUUUCAGUGUUUCUAGGGUAGAUCUUUAUUUUCAAGGGUUUAUUACAGACGUAAAAUCUCCUUCCUGGCCAAAGCUGCUAUGAAAAGCCUCUGCUUGGGAAGAUUAAAAAAAUUUUUUUUCCAAAUUUAAAAAAACAACCUCCCCGCAAAAAGAACUUAAGUAUGUUGACCCUUUGAUUUAGAGGGUUGUGGAAGUUAAGAUUUAAAAGUUUUAUAUGAAAUACUUUAAGUGCUCAAGAAAUGCAAUCACUGUGUUGUAUAUAAUGAUUUCUAGGUUGAUCUUCGUAAUAAUUGACUCUCAGAUUUUGAUUAAGAGAACAUCAGAGAGAUCAGAUCUUGAGUUAAGUCUAGAGGGGAAACGUCCACUGUGCAGAAGGAUGGAUUUUGAGAGCAAGAAUACAUGCUACACAGACUGCAUAGUUGGGUGUAUGGAUGGUACAGCAUGUUGUUUUCAUGUGCAGAAGAUCAAAGCUACUUGGAAGGAGUGCCUACAAUUUGCUACUAAGCUAUAGAUUAAGAUUGCAUCUUUUAUAUCAGCAGAAUAGUUUUAGAAGAGGGGAGGGUGGGAAGGUAGGGGGUUGUGAAAAUUUAGUGGAACCUUGAUAGAGUAUAAGCUUCUUUCUCAUCAGUAAAGAUUUUUGUCUCAGAUCUUGCUGUCUUUAAUGGCAGCUGUUCCUAAAAUUUUCAAUCAUGUCAGUUUACCCACAGAACAAGAGUAUGCAUACCUUCAUUUCCCCUCAACCUAAAUUGCCCAGUUAUACCUCAAUGUUGUCACAGCACUGCGGUGCCUGACACAGAGCUUUGAUCUUACCAUGCCCUCUACCUGAAGGGGAGACCCAGGACUCCAGGGUCCUUGCGCUUUUUGAGUUUGAACCACCACCUUGAUGUGGUCUUUUUUAUUGUAUGUCCUUGUUUCUAAUGUAAAAGUGUUUAACUGCUUCUUGGUUGUAUUGGGUAGCAUUGGGAUAAGACUUCGACUGGGUAUUCUUGAAUUGCUUUUACAAUAAACCAGUUUUAUAAUCUUUAAAUCUAUCAGCUUUUUAUAUUUGUGUUCCUUUCAGUUAGAUUCUUAGAUCUACUUUUGGUUGAUUUGGAGUUUCAGAUCUCUCAAAGCACUAUGUGUUGUAAUAACUUUGAAUUAUUAUAGUGCCUUUUAUAUAUAUAAAUAACAUUGCUAUUUUAAGUGUUCAUAUUAGUGGAUGCAUUCUCUAUGGAACUGUGGCGGAAACACUGAAGAUUUCUAGUCAUUAUGUAAUGCAGAAUUUAUACCAGUCAGUGUUGGCACUCAGACAUUGCAACAGUGAGAGACAUUUCCCGUGGUUAACGUUUUCGUAGCUUUUGCACAUCUGACAGUGAGUGCCCGAUGAAUUUUAUCUUUGCAAGCAUGUUUUUAUAUGAAUUGUGGGGGUGCCUGUCUUAAUGAUUUUCUGUAUCUUGAAAAGUAUUCUUCACAUUUUAAAUGUUUUAUAUUAGAGAAUCUUUAAUGCACACUUGUCAAAUAUAUAUACAUAUAUAUAUUACCAAUGUUACCUUUUUUGGUCUUAGAUGUAAGAGCAUGCUCAUAUGUUAGGUACUUACAUAAAUUGUUACAUUAAUUUUUCUUAUGUAAUACCUUUUUGUUUAUGUGGUUCAAAUAUAUUCUUUAAACUCUU
Molecule: messenger RNA, 4680 nt
Organism: Echinops telfairi (small Madagascar hedgehog)
Lineage: Eukaryota; Metazoa; Chordata; Mammalia; Afrosoricida; Tenrecidae
Gene: YAP1
Product: Yes1 associated transcriptional regulator
Exons: 9
Coding region: 1-1266 (421 amino acids)
Biological process (GO): hippo signaling; positive regulation of transcription by RNA polymerase II
Cellular component (GO): nucleus; cytoplasm
Molecular function (GO): transcription corepressor activity; protein binding; transcription coactivator activity
Source: RefSeq, a predicted model, not a curated record